UGUAAGAUCAAGGCAAAGGGAACCAUCAAAACUUGACCCAAAGUGUGGCAUCUUCCUCAUCCAAGCAAGGAGAAAGAGAAGAAGAAGGAAUCGGUGACUGAAAGAAAAUGAAGCAGAACAUCUUAGCUCUUGUGAUUGGAUCAAUUGGUGCAGUUCUCACCUUAACUGCUUACUCACAGGACUUCAUGUCUCCAGGUCAAAGCAUCGGAGUUGGCCUCUUUGUCCUCAUGUUAGGCUUGCUUAUUGGAGAAGGUCUCAUAUCUUUUUGAAUUUUGGUGCCUGUUUCAUUUCCAUUUCUCUUUUUCAGUUUCUCCUUCUGAAAUCAACAUUAAUUAUGUGUGUGGAAUGAGUCUUUUAUUGGAAUUUUCAAACUCUUUUUAAGUUUAA
Molecule: messenger RNA, 387 nt
Organism: Lotus japonicus
Lineage: Eukaryota; Viridiplantae; Streptophyta; Magnoliopsida; Fabales; Fabaceae
Exons: 1
Coding region: 108-269 (53 amino acids)
Source: RefSeq, a predicted model, not a curated record